Molecule: messenger RNA, 1231 nt
Organism: Pelobates fuscus (common spadefoot toad)
Lineage: Eukaryota; Metazoa; Chordata; Amphibia; Anura; Pelobatidae
Gene: NUDT13
Product: nudix hydrolase 13
Exons: 10
Coding region: 177-1196 (339 amino acids)
Molecular function (GO): hydrolase activity; metal ion binding
Source: RefSeq, a predicted model, not a curated record
CUUUUAAAGUCUCACAGUACUUGGCUUGACCUGCAAAAGUACAUCUUGUGAAAGUAAAGUGGGCUGAGACCGUAAAAGAACAGAUGCUGUUUGCACAUCUCGCCAAGAAGACUUACAUCUGGCUCAUUUUGGAAUUUUCAAAAGCAAGUUUACCGCUGGAGUAGUCAUUUCAAAAGAUGUUUAGAGGAAUUAUUAACCUGCGUUUGAUUGCACCUGUUUGUGCUAGACGAAGCUCUUCAUAUGUCAAACAAAAACGCUAUCUGUUUGAUUUAAAAGAAAAUGAUGAUGUUUGUCGUCAGGCUCUGAAAUCCGGAUCAUUCUACCUCUUUCACGAUCUGUUUCCAUUACUCAGGAAAUCUGGCAGUGGCUUUUCUGUACCAACAGUAAGCGCUCAAGAGUUACAAAGAACAAUCAAUAAGCAUGGACAGGAUGAACAGAAAAUUGAAGAUGCGGUUUUAGUGGGCUGUUCCAAAUCAUGUGUUGCAGAAUUUGCAUUGGAUCUUGGAUGCUUAGAAAAAUCCAGUUUGGAAGCCGACUUAGAUGGGACCUUCACCUUCCUACCCAAAGCACUCCUGCUUCUAGAAGGGAAAUGUGCUCCACUAGUGGCUCAGGCGCAGGCUCUUCUACGCUGGCAUGAGACCCACCAAUUCUGCAGUAAAACAGGGAAUCCUACAAAAAAGAAUCUAUCUGGAAGCAAACGAAUCUGCAGCACAAAUGGGCUGAUUUAUUACCCACAAAUGUCCCCAGUAGUAAUCAGUUUGGUGUCUUACAAAGAUCGCUGUCUACUCGCUCGUCAAGAGGGCUUUCCCGCAGGAAUGUACACCGCCCUCUCAGGCUUUUGUGAUAUUGGUGAGACAUUGGAGGAGACUGUUCGGAGAGAGGUGGCAGAGGAAGUUGGGUUAGAAGUAGACUCUCUUAGAUACUACGGAUCUCAGCACUGGCCAUUCCCUAGCAGUUCUUUGAUGGUGGCCUGCCAGGCAACCGUGCAGGAAGACAAGAUGAAUGUGAACAAGUCAGAACUCGAAGAUGCCAGGUGGUUCACAUUGGAAGAAAUAGAAGAGGCUCUCCAGAGGGGCAUUGUGCGUUUGAAACCAGAAAGUGGCACUAUACCAAUUUGGGUGCCACCUAAGUGGGCAAUCGCUCAUGAAUUGAUCAUUUCAUGGGUACAGGAGCAGAAAGCUCAUUCAAAUGGAUAGUGAACAGAUGGGCAAAGCUGCUCUUUUUUAGCAAA